AUGUCAGUCAUCACCCAAGCCAUCUCUAACUUUACUUCGUCCUCCGGCAAGGCCAGCGUCCUUGCAAAGCACGACAAUGACGUUGUUAUCGUCUCUGCCGUCCGCUCUGCGGUCACAAAGUCAAAGAAGGGAGGGUUCAAAGACACAAGGCCAGAAGAAAUUCUGUCUGGCGUCCUUCGUGCAGCAUACACAAGGGCCAGCCUUGAUCCUGCAGCCAUUGAAGAUAUCUGUAUCGGCAACGUUCUUCCAGCGGGAGGCGGCGCUGCCGCUGCUCGCAUGGCUGCGUUGCAUGCGGGCAUCCCAACAGAAACCCCCGUGAGCACGGUCAACAGGCAGUGUUCAUCCGGCCUCCAUGCUGUCAACGCCAUCGCUGCCCAGAUCACGACCGGCCAAAUCGACAUCGGCAUUGGUGCUGGAGUUGAGUCUAUGACAUUCGGAUACAAUGCUGGCGUGAAUCCGGACGGCUUUUCAGAGGCGGUCCUCUCGCAUCCGCUCGCAGAGGACUGCCUUCUUCCUAUGGGCAUCACUUCCGAGAACGUUGCGUCCGACUUCCACAUCUCCCGCGCGGAUCAAGAUGCAUUCGCCGCAUCAUCCUUCCAGAAAGCUGCGAAGGCUCAGAAAGAAGGACGCUUUGCUCCCGAGAUCAUCCCCCUUGAAGUGUCCUGGGUCGACCCGAAAACUGAGAAGGAGACAACGCUCGUCGUUGAACAUGACGAUGGCGUGAGAGACGGUGUUACCGCAGAGAGCUUGGCGAAACUCAAGCCUGCAUUCACAAAGGAUGGUAGUACGCAUGCAGGGAAUGCGUCGCAAGUAUCCGACGGCGCGGCUGCUGUGGUUCUCGCUCGGCGCUCCGUUGCCGUACGUCUGGGGCUUCGCAUUAUCGGAAAGUAUGUCGCAGGCGUGGCCGUUGGCGUCCCGCCGCGCAUCAUGGGAGUCGGACCCCUCUACGCCAUCCCCAAGGUACUCGAGAAGACGGGACUGAAAAAGGAGGAUGUCGACUUCUUCGAAAUCAACGAAGCAUUUGCGAGCCAGGCGUUGUACUGCGUGCGAGAGCUCGGCAUCGACCAGAAGAAGGUAAACGUAUGGGGAGGCGCCAUCGCUAUUGGCCACCCUCUCGGAUGCACUGGUGCGCGCCAAGUCGCGACAGGAUUCAACAUUGCGAAGCAGACGGAUAGCAAAAUUUUCGUCACUAGCAUGUGUAUAGGAACAGGCAUGGGCAUGGCUGCCGUUUUUGUCAACGAGCAGUAA
Fibroporia radiculosa is the source of this 1248-nucleotide messenger RNA. RefSeq lists its product as uncharacterized. Lineage: Eukaryota; Fungi; Basidiomycota; Agaricomycetes; Polyporales; Fibroporiaceae. Gene Ontology annotation, biological process: phenylacetate catabolic process; fatty acid beta-oxidation. Gene Ontology annotation, molecular function: acetyl-CoA C-acyltransferase activity. The record is from RefSeq and is a predicted model, not a curated record. The coding region runs from base 1 to 1248 and encodes 415 amino acids. The transcript is spliced from 5 exons. Gene Ontology annotation, cellular component: peroxisome.